Messenger RNA from Chondrus crispus (carragheen), 1608 nucleotides. RefSeq lists its product as hypothetical. The record is from RefSeq and is a predicted model, not a curated record. Gene Ontology annotation, cellular component: cell periphery; cytosol. Lineage: Eukaryota; Rhodophyta; Florideophyceae; Gigartinales; Gigartinaceae. Gene Ontology annotation, biological process: protein K48-linked deubiquitination. The transcript has a single exon. Gene Ontology annotation, molecular function: cysteine-type carboxypeptidase activity; cysteine-type deubiquitinase activity; K48-linked deubiquitinase activity. Bases 1 to 1608 code for a protein of 535 amino acids.
AUGCAAGUGCGAGGUCACGAGUGCUCCGGCGAGGGCGGGAAGUUAGGUGGCAAUGGCGAUGUUGUGAGGAGCAGUGCCCGUGUCGGAGCCUCGUUGCCGUGGGUAGCAGAGGCAGAAGAAGAGCAGAGAAAUUGCGGCCGACCGGACUCCUGUUCAUGUUUUCUACGCCCGCUCGGGCAGCCCGGUUGCACCUCGUUGCCACACGCAUUGCUGGACAAUCUAGUUCCCUUAGAUUGCACCUUCCCCAAACAAACACUUACUCCUUGCCAAAACCUUCCCCUUCCCCCGUCUUCCCUCCACCUCAACCCCUUCCCAAUGUCUCGCGCCGCGCCGCCCCCCGCCGACCCCGUCUUCUAUCCGGUGAAAUGGGUGCUCGACGGGCGCGACGCCAGCCUGCCAGUGUGCAUGCAAGCACGCAACGGCCCGUGCGCACUUCUCGCGCUCGUCAACCUGCACCUGCAAUCGCGCGCCUUCUCGCUACAGCCGGGCACCACGCGCAUACGCGAGGACCAACUCAUGGACAUGCUCGCCGACUUCGUGUCGACCCGCCCGCCAUCCGGCUCGGCGACGGCCGAUAAGCUGCGCGAGCACGCCGUCGCGGACUUCCUGGACGUGCUGCCGCGGCUGGCCGCGGGCCUGCACGUCAACGUCCGCUUUACGGCGCCCUCGGCCUUCGAGUUCACCCGCGAGCUGGCCGUCUUCGACGUCUUCCCCGACGCCCGCUUGCUGCACGGCUGGCUGGUCGACCCGCAGGACACUCGCCUGGCGGAGGCCCUCGCGGCCCUGUCGUACAACCAGCUGGUCGACGAGCUGGUCCGCACGGCGUCGCCGCCGCCGCCGCUGCCGCCAGAAGCGCUCGCGCCGGAGCCGAGGUAUGACGCCCUCGUGCACGCUCCGUCUGCGCCGCCCAUCGAGGCCUUCGACCUCUUCGCUCACGGCCACCCGGACGACGCUUUCGACGGGCCAUACGUAAACGAGGCCCCGCCCGACCCUCCCGCGCCGGAGCCGAUGCCGCCGCCGCCGGAGCAGGAGCCGCUACACACACUGCGCAUUAGGGAGAUGCGCCCGUUUGUCAUGGACUUUCUGGAAAGCAACCCCACGCAUCUCACCGUGUACGGCCUCACAGAGCUCCACGCCGCUAUCGCAGAGGGCGGUCGCGCCAUUUUGUUCCGCAACUCACACUUUUACGUCGUGCACAAGCACCAGAGCGAGCUCUAUACGCUGGUCACUGACGAGGGGUAUCUGGACGAGCUCAAUACCGUAUGGGAGAAGCUCGCCGAUAUUAACGGUGACUCCACGUUUUACAACGGAAAGUUCCAGCGGAUAUCUCCAACUGGCGAGGUCGUAGGGGCUGCGUCGCCCAGAACGCCGGCGGCGCCAGCGGCCCCGGCCACGGCCCCGGCCCCGGCACCGCCGUCACAGUCCCUAGGGAGAUAUCCUUCGCAAACGCCACCGGUGGGGGCGGGUGUGGGCGCGUGGGGGCGGACGCCCCCGCUUGCGCGGCAGGCGCCGCACGGGCAUGCCAAUGUAUCGACCGCGGCGCAACGGCCGGUGCAGGCGUCGGGACGGAUGGCGAGGAGAAGCGCGGACAAGUGUGUAGUGCAAUGA